AGGAACCGACAGGUUCGGGAACGGCGGAGCUCCGUUCAAACCGCGAUUUAACAUUUUAAAACAACAUUUUAUCUGUAGUUAACCGAAGGAACUGGCAGCUGCAGAGUUUCACGUUAACGGGACGAACCGGGAACGGAGGGAUUUGCUGUUUUUCGUCGCUGCCACCAGCGGACAGAGACGGAGAGAUUCCCCUGCAGGUUGUGCGUCCUGACUGCCGAGGAGGCGGGGUUUAAGGACUCAGAGGACCAACGGGGUCUGGUUUUGUUUCCUGUCUGGGGGGGGGGUGACAGUGAACGUCUGAGCGAUGUGAAACUGAAGGACCAGAGGAGCUGUCACUCUAACCAGGACCACGCCCCCCCACACCACCAACCAAUCAGCACGCAGCCUGGAGGACCAUCAUGCAUCUGAAGUCUUAUCCGAAGCUCAUGCGCUCUGAGUUGCGUUUGGAUGCGGCCGGUGUUCAGACAUCGUCCCAGCGGAGCAGUCUGUUUGUGAGCCAGCAGGGGGCGCUGUUGAAGACCUGCAGCAGUAACCAUGGCAACAUCAGCAGCAGCCGCCUCCCAUUCAGCGUCAUCUCCACCAACACGCUUCGCUGCAGCAACGCAACAAACGGCAACAUCGGCAGCAACGUAGCGUCGCUGCGACUGAGGGCGUCAUCCAGCAUCACUCUGCAGCUCCUCCCCCCGCCACCGGGCUGCGAGAACGACACACUCAGAUUGUACCAGACCGCCACAGAGGAUGUGGACGCCCCGCUGGACAUCUGGACCGUCAUCAAACCCGGACACGUCCGCGAGAAGAUCGCCAUCUUUGCUUCAGAGGAGGGACGGACAGACGGAGCCAGAGGCAGCGAACACACCUCAACCAGCAGCUCAGGUGGCCGGGACAGGGCGCCACCGGUGUGCACGAACCACACCACCAUGUCGGGACUUACACGGGCCGUUAAGGCAAAGGGGAGCUGGGAGGAGAACUGCAGCGCCAAACGGCGCCGCAGGUCUGGAAGCAACCAGAACCAAAACCUCCAGCAGGACCAGAGGACCCAGGUCCUGGACGCACAGCAACACAACCAUAACUCGUCUCCACAGCACUCAGACUCAACUCAGACGCCAGGCGGCAGGCGGUGUGUAGACGAGGCGGUGACAGCGGCAGAGGAGGAGGAGCAGAAGGUUUCGGUGGUGGAGAUGGUGGCGUUCCUGGAGCAGAGGGCGAGCGAGCAGCAGCUAGACUGCAAACCUGUCCUCGCUCUACAGAGGAGCUCCACCACCAUCACUCUGUCCAGAUCUCCACCAUCUGAGGUCAGGGAGGGGUCAGAGGUCAGGGGGGAGGAGCCGGAGAGCGUCAAGGUGUCGGACAUGGUGGCAAAGCUGGAGUCGGAGUGUCUGAGGAGGAAGACGGAGGGAGAUCUGUCGAGGAGCAACAGCCUGAGGAGGAUGGUGGGACGAGUCCUGCUCACCGCCGGGGACCAGGGAUCAUCUGUGACAUCAUCAAUGACAUCAUCAUCAUCACUGCCGGGAGCUCAGAGUCCAAGCAGGGAGCCGAUCAGCUGCUCAGAAACAGCCUCACCUCUGACCACGCCCCCCUCUUCGCUCUCAGGUGAGGCUCAGGAGGUCGGGGUGGGCGGGGUUCUGGAGACACAGAGCACUGUCACAGAGAGUCAGACUGUGAUCCCGCCCCCUCAGCCAGAGGAGGCGGAGCCUGUACCCGGCUUGUUGUUUUUGUCUCUGCCUCCUGCUGCUUCAGCCUGUACAGACUCUAUCCCUCCCCCCAAAGACUCAGAGCCCCGCCCCCCUCACCACAGAACGACUUUUGACCAGGAGCCUGCCCCCUCGCAGCCCCGCCCCCACGCUGUUAGCCCCUCCCCUCACUCUGGCAGCCAGUCAGAGAAGAGGAGGUGGAGAAAAUCUGGUGGGGGUCAGGAGGGGGAGGUUGUGGGUGCGAGUCCCUGCUCUGCCGCAGUGCCUCUGGGCCGGCGAGCGUCGGUGUCGCAGGACUUCCUGGAGAUGCGUCAGCGGCUGCAGCAGCUGCUGGAGCCGCAGCCGUACCUGGCCGUGCUGCCGCAUCACCUGCUGGUCAAGAUCUUCCUGCUGCUACCCACGCAGAGCCUCGCCGCGCUCAAGUGCACCUGCCACUACUUCAAGUUCGUCAUUGAGAACUACGGCGUGCGGCCCGCCGACUCGCUCUGGGUGUCCGACCCUCGUUACCGGGACGACCCCUGCAAGCAGUGCAAGAAGCGGUACGGCCGCGGCGACGUGUCGCUGUGCCGGUGGCACCACAAGCCGUACUGCCAGGCGCUGCCGUACGGCCCCGGGUACUGGAUGUGUUGCCACGGUGCCCACAGAGACGCGCCCGGCUGCAAUGUGGGUCUCCAUGACAACCGCUGGGUACCUGCGUUUCACAGCAUCAACGUGCCGAUCUACAGGAGGAGCCACGAUGAUGACUGAGUGUGUGUGUGUGUCUGUGUGUGUACGUGCGUGCGUGUGUGUGUUGCUCCCAUGAUGCAACUGCAGGUCAGAUUUUCCUUAAAACACUGAAGGGCUGCAGUGACCGGUCAUUUUCAUUACUGAUGAAUGAACAGCUGACGGUGCUGGACUCACAUGACCAUCAGUGUGAACCUAGAGAAGCCGUCACUGUGACACCUGAGAAACAGACGCACCUGAAAGUUUCACAUUGAAUAAAUGAAAAUUAUUUUCUGUCGGUGGAUGAAUCGACCUGCAGCUUUAAAAACUCUUUAUUAGGAGGAAAACUUCCGUUUGUUGAAGGAAGAUCUGAACCAGCAGCAGCAUGGCGCCCCCUGCUGCUCAAACCUCACCUCACAGCCCCCACCUGAUCACCUGAUCACCUGAGCGUUUACCUGUCAUCAUCAUUUUUCUGGUCACAGCAGCAGCUCCUUAACGCAUCAGUGCCUCGUUAGUGAUGAAGCAGUGGGAGGGAGGAGGAGUCCCGGCCAGGACUCUUCUUCUUCUUCUUCUCUGACUGUCGGGGUCUGCAGCUGCUUCACCAAGAUAAAAGCAUCUCGUUCAGGAAACUAAAGAUAUUUUCAAAUUAAAACAGGUUCUGACCUGAAAUCAGUGUUACAGUCAGAUGAUGUCAGACGUUUGUUUGGUUCAGAAUAAUUUGUUACUUCAUGUGGUCACAUGACUCCAGCUGAACACAGGUGCUGUCCUUCACCUGCAUGACGUCUGACAAACAGUCUCCACUUUUCCUGCAGCUUUCAACCAGAGCUGCUGGGUCUUCCUCUCAGAGCUUCAGUCUCUGGAGAACAGGAACAUUUAUCAAUUAUCAAUUUCUUCCCUGUCAAGUCAUCAUUUCAGUGACUAAAGGUUGCAGCUCUUCUUUCAAAUCUCUCACAUGGUCUUCAUCAGCAGGAGCUCAGUUCAGUUUUGAUGUUUGUUUACAACAAAGAAAACUGAUGAAGACUGUGUAACAUGGCUGAAAGCUGCAGAACAGAGUAAGUGGAGCUUGAGUGGAGGUUGUUGUGUCGUGUGUUCCCGCUGGGUCACGUGACCUGAGGUCUCACUCCCGUCAAAAUAACGCGGUUGUAAAUGAGUUUGUGGGAUCGGUCUGUGACGCUGCAGCUGAGUUUGAUCUUUGCAUCGACUUCAACUCAGUGAGCGACACAAACACUCGUCCGUCUGCUCGUCUCAUCGUCCGGGAGAUUCUCCAUCAUCUCUUCAUCUGAUUCAUGUCGGUCUUUGACAACAGAUUCAGAAAAGCAGGAAGUUAAAUAUUUAAUAUCACUGAAACUGUUCACUGAUUAUCAGAAGAGUUGCACAGUCAUUUCCUGUCAAUAGACUAAUGUCAAAGUGAGGUCACUGAUUUGAAUGAUGAUGCAAAGACAGAGAAUCAGCUCCGCGUGUUAUUGAUCAUCAUGUUGUUCAUGUAUCUGAUCAUCUGCUGCUUUUCACACGUUUCAAUCACUCGUCUCAUUCUGUGGAGGAAACGAGGCGUUUGAGGGCGUCGUCUUUGUGAUGUGCACUUUUCACUGUUUUCUGACGUUUGUGGACUAAACCGUUGAUCAUGGAUUAACAUGGACGCUGGCUGUAAUCAUCAGAAACUUUUCAGACCACCUGAUCGCCAGGUGAGUGAGGGGGCGGAGCUUCAGAGGGCAUGGUCUUUGUUUGGGACGAGGCUGAAUCGAGAGUCGGUGGACUUUACCUGCACCUUGUUUGUGUUUACAUUUGUACAUAAAUCAGUCAGAGUUUAUGAGCGCCGUGUGUUUGAACGAGAGAUGUUUUUUUUUUUUUGGUUUCUCAGUCCUGAACAUGAACUCGUGCCUCAAUCAGCAGCUGAGUGAUAAUCACCUUUAACGGGACUGAUGUUUUAAUUAUUGUUUUUUCAGGAAGGGAAAAGAGGGAAGUGGCCUUGAGUGUCUCGGAGACGAUGCAAUAUAAAACUGGACUGUAGAGAUUAUAGAAAAAAGAAUAUCUGGGUUGAUGCUUGUUGGUUUCUGUCUGCUGGCUGUUCUGCUUUUUGCUGUUAAAAGAUGUUUUGCUUUAAUAAAGUGCUUUCUCAUGGGA
Seriola dumerili (greater amberjack) is the source of this 4514-nucleotide messenger RNA. RefSeq names its product F-box protein 34 (gene fbxo34). The transcript is spliced from 3 exons. The record is from RefSeq and is a predicted model, not a curated record. Bases 399 to 2438 code for a protein of 679 amino acids. Gene Ontology annotation, molecular function: protein binding. NCBI's taxonomy places the organism in Eukaryota, Metazoa, Chordata, Actinopteri, Carangiformes, Carangidae.